CUUCCCACCUCAAACGGCGCCCUUCCUGAGGAAAAGGGUCGUACGUCCACCCACAAUCUCGAAUUCCUUUGCGCCCUCUCUUCUCGACACAUUCCACACUCUUUUCGAAUGCUACCAUCAUAUGCAUCCCCGACCGGUUCCAAGAUGAUGCCCCGACAUCAUUCCGCUGGAUAUUCCAAUGGCUACCCUCGAAGUAAUAAUAAUACUUUCGACAUCUCUCCUCAUAGAUUCCAACCGCGCGCUUCGACACCCGCAUCCCGCCGAAGGAGGAGUUUACUGACGCGACUGGGUAUACUUGCUGUUGUUAUAAUAUUGAUUUGGUUAUUCAUCUGGCCAGGAGGUACAACAUUUACCUCGAUAUUCUCAUUAGGCCUUAUGAGUGCAAGUAGCGACUCUUUGAUGGACACAGUACGCUAUUAUGAUCUUUCGAAUGUUCAGGGUACCGCUCGCGGAUGGGAAAGGGAGGAACGAAUCCUCAUGUGUAUGCCUUUACGAGACGCCGAAGCCCAUCUCAACAUGAUGUUUUCGCAUCUUCGCAACUUCACCUACCCCCAUCACCUUAUCGACCUCGCUUUCCUCGUUUCCGAUUCGAAAGACCGAACUUUGGAGAUCCUUGUAGAAAAGCUCGAAGAAUUGCAGGCUAGCGAGGACCCGAAGCAACCAUAUGGAGAAAUAUCUAUUAUCGAAAAGGAUUUUGGCCAGAAGGUCAACCAGGACGUUGAAAGUCGUCACGGAUUUGCCGCUCAGGCGAGUCGUCGAAAGCUGAUGGCCCAGGCACGAAAUUGGCUACUAAGUGCCACCCUUCGCCCGUAUCAUUCGUGGGUAUAUUGGAGGGAUGUUGACGUGGAGACCGCACCAUUCACCAUUUUGGAAGACCUGAUGCGCCAUAAUAAGGAUGUUAUUGUACCAAAUGUCUGGCGACCACUUCCUGAUUGGCUCGGAGGCGAGCAGCCGUAUGACUUGAACUCUUGGCAAGAAUCGGAUACCGCCUUAGCACUCGCCGAUACCCUUGAUGAAGAUGCUGUAAUUGUUGAGGGUUAUGCUGAGUAUGCUACUUGGCGACCUCAUCUAGCCUAUCUUCGGGACCCCUACGGUGACCCAGACAUGGAGAUGGAGAUCGACGGUGUUGGAGGUGUCAGUAUUCUGGCUAAGGCGAGGGUAUUCAGGUCGGGUGUACAUUUCCCGGCUUUCAGUUUUGAAAAGCAUGCUGAAACCGAAGGCUUUGGCAAGAUGGCGAAGCGUAUGCAAUUCUCUGUGGUUGGAUUGCCUCACUAUACAAUCUGGCAUUUGUAUGAGCCUAGUGUUGAUGAUAUCCGACAUAUGGAGGAAAUGGAAGCAGAGCGUCAAGCUAAAGAAGCCGAAGAGCAAGCAAAACUAGACCGAGAGAAGAAGGUUAAAGAAGAGUUUAGCGACACCAACGCGCAAUGGGAGGCAGACAAAUCUGAAAUACAAAACCUAGCUAAGGAAGCACAAAAAGAACAGAAGGCCGAGUCUAAGAAGAACUCGGGGUCCGAGAGCAAGGAAGAUUCGAGUCGAGACUCGAAAGCAGCCGCUAACAAGGUCGAAGAAAAGCCUAAGAACAACCAAUUCAGAGUAGCGGCCUAGAAAAC
Molecule: messenger RNA, 1610 nt
Organism: Hypoxylon trugodes
Lineage: Eukaryota; Fungi; Ascomycota; Sordariomycetes; Xylariales; Hypoxylaceae
Product: glycosyltransferase family 62 protein
Exons: 5
Coding region: 109-1605 (498 amino acids)
Biological process (GO): cell wall mannoprotein biosynthetic process; protein N-linked glycosylation
Cellular component (GO): mannan polymerase complex
Molecular function (GO): alpha-1,6-mannosyltransferase activity
Source: RefSeq, a predicted model, not a curated record